AUGCCCGAGAAGACGGCUGGAAGGGGUCGAACCACUGCGUCUCCGAAGCCUGGCGGUGCCAAAGGAUCGGCGACGUCUGUCAAGAAAGCCAGGUACAGCGCCCCUUCGUCCGGCACGCCGAAGAAUAAUGCUGCAGCCAAAGGCGCCCUUGUCGCCAAAGACUUCCCUGGCCACGGCUUAUACAUUGGGGAAGUCAUCAAGGUGAACGCGAGAGCAAAGGUCACCGGCGGCACCACUUGGAAGGUCCUAUACGAAGACCAGGACAUGGAGGACCUCGACCAGCAGGAGUUUCAGACGUGCGCAAAGGCCUACGAUGUCCUGCAGGACAGGUUUGCAGCGGCCCAAGAGAAACGCGUCACCUCCAAGGACUUUGCCCAAGCAGGCCUUGACGUCAGCGAUGGCGACGAACAGCCAAACAGCCUUGUCGGUGUAAGAGUGAGGAAGCUCUUUCCCCUCUAUGAUGAAGAGUUCGACGGCACGGUAUCCAAGCAUUUUCCUCCGCAGGAAGACGACAGCCAUGGAAACCUUUGGCUCAUCAAGUACGAUGACGGUGACGCGGAGCACAUGAAUUCGGAAGAGUUGGACGAGGCAAAGGUCUUGUACAAGAAACACUACGGCCUCGUGAAGAAACGCGUGAAAUUUCCCGCCAAUCCUGGGGGCAAGGGCUCCAGCACCGGAGCCACGGUUACCCUGUACGGUGAACAAAUACCAGGGUCGCGGGUGUUUGCAACCAUCGCAGGAUACAGGAAUUACAAGAAAGCCUCAACGGCUUAAGCAUUUUGUCGUCGCUGGCUAGUUGGAUAACCGAAUCGAAAAGACGCGGUUCGACCAGCCGGGUUACCACCAUCACAGGUGUAAGUCCUCCUUGAUGCCUUAAUGCCAUCGAACAUCGCUGUUGUGGAUGUUGUGGAUCGUGGUCGGGGGUAAUAGGGGAUUCCAAAACACUUAGGCUCGUAAGAAAUCCGGCAUUCAACGGAGGUGGGUGAUUAAAAGGUCUGGGGGCAGAUUCAGCGUUUGGAGCCAUGGCUGAAUGUUAGCCGUGCUCACGAGGAACUCACAGAACUGUAGGAAAGUGAAUAAACGCCAAAAUCCGUUCACGUCGUCCGCA
Messenger RNA from Ectocarpus siliculosus, 1108 nucleotides. NCBI's taxonomy places the organism in Eukaryota, Phaeophyceae, Ectocarpales, Ectocarpaceae. The record is from the annotation of a GenBank genome assembly.